Trichoplax adhaerens is the source of this 1662-nucleotide messenger RNA. RefSeq lists its product as uncharacterized. Gene Ontology annotation, molecular function: translation elongation factor activity; GTPase activity; GTP binding. The transcript has 12 exons. Lineage: Eukaryota; Metazoa; Placozoa; Uniplacotomia; Trichoplacea; Trichoplacidae. Gene Ontology annotation, biological process: translational elongation. The coding region runs from base 1 to 1662 and encodes 553 amino acids. The record is from RefSeq and is a predicted model, not a curated record.
AUGGAACUGAAGAACUUGGAGAUAACCUCUUCACCUACCGCUGACUUGCCACCUGAGAUAGAAGAAGGAAAUGUUGAAUAUAAGCUCAAACUCAUUGACGUUAGUUCGGAAAGAUUUGAACAAUUAGUCACACAAAUGAAGUGGAGGUUGGAAGAAGGCUAUGGUGAAGCAAUUUAUAAAGUCGGUGUAAGCAACGGAGGAUGCUUGAUUGGGUUGCAAGAAAAAGACCUUGAGAGAUCUCUCUGUACACUAAAAUCUAUGGCGUCAAGCUUGGAUGCAGAUUUAACUAUAUUGCGCUAUUACGCCGCGCGAAAUCAGGCUCAGGAUUCAUCUAAAAGAGUAGCUGAAGUUCUGGUUAGGAGAGUUUCAGGAAAGAAAGAGUUAUUACAUUUGAAGAUAGCGGUUCUGGGAGACUGUGGCGUCGGUAAGAGCACUUUAUUGGGUGUACUGACAACAAACGAGCUUGAUAAUGGUCAAGGAAAGGCUAGAUUAAACUUAUUUAAACAUUUACAUGAGAUUGAGAGUGGUUUAACUUCCAGUGUUAGUCAUGAAGUUCUUGGCUUUGACAGUAAAGGAAAUGUAAUGAACUAUAGUGAUUCAAGGACUGCCGAGGAUAUAAUGCUAAUUUCUUCAAAACUUCUUACCUUGAUUGACCUUGCCGGCCAUCAAAAAUACUUUAAAACAACCAUUCUGGGACUUGUUGGUCAUGCACCACAUUGUUUUAUGUUUGUUGUAAACGCUAGAACUGGUUUAGGAUCUGAAACUGCUAAAAUACAGUUACGAUUAGCUGCUGCGUUAAAGAUUCCUCUAUUUGUAGUCAUAAAUAAAAUUGAUGCUUGUUCUGCGAAAAUCUUACAUCAAACCACGGAUCAAGUGAAUCAGUCUUUACAGGCAAUAUGUGAUCACCGAUCAUAUUUAAUUACCAAUUCAGGAGAAGUCAUUAUUGCAGCAUCGAAUUUUUCUAAUAAUAGCAGCCUGCGAAGUACUCCAGUAUUUCAAGUAUCUUGUACAAAGGGAAAUGGCCUUGACCUCGUAAAACAAUUCCUAAAUUUGAUACCAAUGCCAUGUGGCGAUAUACAAGUUAGAUCCGAAAAAAAGAAUUAUAUCGAAUUUCAGGUAAAUGAAAUAUACUAUGUGCCAAAUGUUGGUGUAGUCGUUGGCGGACUUUUGAGUCGCGGAACCAUACACGAAAACAAUUGCCUUUGGUUAGGUCCAUGUGAAAACGGUGAUUUCGACUAUGUUAAAAUUUGUAGUAUACAUCGAAAUAGAUUACCAUGUCAAAAAGUACAAGCUGGCCAAAUGGCCUCGCUGGCUAUUAAUAAUGUAAAUAAAGAAAAGUUACGCAAGGGCAUGGUUUUGAUAGAUCAAAACUCGACACAACCUUGUUCAUGUCAGACGUUCGAAGCCAGCGUAACUUGGCUAUCAUCAGAAAAAGUUGUAAAUAAAGGCUCACAAGUUUGUGUAUUCAUUAGAAACAUCCGACAAAGUGCUGUCGUGGAAAGGAUCACGAUGGAAGGUGAUGACGUCCGAAUUCGGUUCCGUCUGAAAAAACAACCCGAGUACAUUAUAGAAGGCAAUCGUAUUAUAUUUCGCCAGGGAGACAUAAUAGGCCUAGGAAUCGUUAAGAGCAUAGUACCUCUUCCAGCAAGCGCAAUCACAUAA